This is a messenger RNA of Aspergillus piperis CBS 112811, 778 nucleotides long. RefSeq lists its product as uncharacterized. The transcript has a single exon. The record is from RefSeq and is a predicted model, not a curated record. NCBI's taxonomy places the organism in Eukaryota, Fungi, Ascomycota, Eurotiomycetes, Eurotiales, Aspergillaceae. Bases 282 to 494 code for a protein of 70 amino acids.
CGUCUCAGGGAUGUGGCGGAUGGAUUGGAUUCGGGAGCCGCGGAUAGGUGUGAAACCCAUCCAUACCCUCAGCGCCAGUUUGGGUCCCCUUUCAAUCGAAAUCGUUGCCUAGUGCUCCGUACCCAGGAAUCAGGAACAGAAGGGAAGAAGAGGGGGGAAAGCCUAACUAACCGACCUACCUGGGCGCUGGAUUCUGGACGGGGUCCACACCGAACGGAUACUUUAUUCCCUCCAAGCUGCGGUCUGGGCGGAGCCUCGCUACGCCGGUUGCCCAAAUCAGGAUGGCAGCGAUCCACUUCGUUUACGAUGGUCGCGAGAGAAAAGGGUCGUCGGGCGGUUUCAGACGGAAAGCUUUAACUAUUGGGCUGAACAGGCGAAAUGACUGGAUGGAUCGUUUAAUAUCGGCAGGAGACAGCGCUGAACAGGGUCAGCAUCCAUCGUGGGGGGGCCCGUUCGAAAAAAGGAUGCCCCAGUUGAGGGAAUAUAGUUACUAAUAUACUUCCACUGAAAACAGUGUGGUCAAGUAAGCGUUGGAAAACAAAAGUCUUGGGAGACGGGGAGGAAGGAAUCCAUGGCUGAUGGGCUCAAUCCUGCUGAGCACUUCGUACGUAGCCAGUAUUACUUUGUAUUCCCUUUAGUCAAUCUGCGGAGGAAUACCACGCGGGGGGGCGAAUGCCAAGUUGCCAACCUUACUGGUGUUAAGCAUAUUCUCUCGGCCUUUGUCCGGCGCCAGACCAGCAGGGCACUAUUUCGGCGUAUGAGCGUAAAACUGACAUGA